UACCAGCCGAUUACUAUCCAGAAUACGACCCAGAAAUGUAUGCAGCUAAACUACCAGAAUUAACACAUUUAACCAUAUGGCCUCAUAGCGAAUGUAACUGGGUUCGUUCUUUUGCGGGUUGUAAAAAAUUGCGUCAUCUUACAUUUUACCAAACGUGCUAUGGAGUAGAUGUAUCAGGUCAACUAUCAGACUUUUUAGACUUUAUCACCUCUACUCAAUUCCCUCACCUCAAAAUCAUAGAUAUUCCUAUUUAUCGUCGCUUCUUUCCACUCACCCCAAGAAUACAGUCUAUGAUUUCUUCAUUAAAAACGUUUUGCAAGUCUCAAGGAAUCGAAUUGAAGGUUUUUUCAGACGAUGGACUUGCAAGGUUUCUAGAUGAUUCAUUGUGCUUUCUUUCCUAAGACAAUGCCUUGGAAUGAUCUCAACUUGGGAUUAGGUAUUGAUUCGGCUCAGAAGGUAGAAACAAUUGUAAUGAAGAAACUUAGUCUUGUACAAAUUGAAAAUUGCUCAAAAGCCUCUUGUGACCCGAGUCAACCAUUUUGCAAACAUUCUUGGCCCGUGCUACAAGACGUUGUUUACCUGUACUAUGCAGAGGUAAAUGCAGUGCAGAAUCAUCAGCUUUUGGGACAAUGUGUGCUCUCAACCCAAAGACAAGAUAACAUUUGGCUGUGUGAACAACACAUCACAGAUCAGGAGGAAUAGAAGAUUUGGCAGGUGCUAC
Melampsora larici-populina 98AG31 is the source of this 721-nucleotide messenger RNA. RefSeq lists its product as uncharacterized. The transcript has a single exon. The record is from RefSeq and is a predicted model, not a curated record. NCBI's taxonomy places the organism in Eukaryota, Fungi, Basidiomycota, Pucciniomycetes, Pucciniales, Melampsoraceae. Bases 36 to 401 code for a protein of 121 amino acids.